Messenger RNA from Huiozyma naganishii CBS 8797, 891 nucleotides. RefSeq names its product Dic1p (gene DIC1). NCBI's taxonomy places the organism in Eukaryota, Fungi, Ascomycota, Saccharomycetes, Saccharomycetales, Saccharomycetaceae. Bases 1 to 891 code for a protein of 296 amino acids. Gene Ontology annotation, biological process: succinate transmembrane transport; oxaloacetate transport; thiosulfate transport. Gene Ontology annotation, molecular function: antiporter activity; malate transmembrane transporter activity; thiosulfate transmembrane transporter activity. The transcript has a single exon. The record is from RefSeq and is a predicted model, not a curated record.
AUGUCUACAACAACCUCAACGAAACAAAUAAAAUACCCAUGGUGGUACGGUGGUGCAGCAGGUAUAUUUGCAUGCGUUAACACGCACCCACUGGAUCUAGCGAAGGUUAGACUACAGGCAGCCCCUUUGCCCAAACCAACGUUGGGGAGGAUGCUCACCAGUAUAUUGAAAAACGAGGGUAUAUUGGGACUGUACUCUGGACUGAGUGCAGCUGUGCUGCGGCAAUGUACUUACACCACCGUGAGAUUCGGUAUAUACGAUAUGUUGAAGGAACAUUUGAUUCCUAAGGGUCAAUUGACCAACAUGGCGUACCUUUUGCCCUGUUCCAUGUUUUCAGGUGCUUUCGGUGGACUUGCUGGUAACUUUGCAGAUGUUGUCAACAUCAGAAUGCAAAACGAUUCGGCAUUGGAACCUUCGCUGAGAAGAAAUUACAAGAAUGCUUUUGAUGGUGUUUACAAGAUCUACCGUUACGAGGGUGGGUUGAAGACAAUGAUGACGGGCUGGAAACCAAACAUGGUGAGAGGUAUUCUAAUGACUGCCUCUCAGGUGGUCACUUACGAUGUAUUCAAAAACUACCUCGUCACAAAACUGCAAUUCGACCCAACGAAAAACUCCACCCACCUAUCUGCAUCUCUACUUGCUGGUCUUGUUGCCACAACCGUCUGUUCCCCAGCAGAUGUGAUCAAAACGCGCAUAAUGAACGGCAGUGGGGAGAACAAGUCGGCAAUGCAAAUACUGGUCUCCGCGGUUCGCAAAGAGGGACCAUCCUUUAUGUUCAGAGGAUGGUUGCCAAGUUUUACAAGGUUGGGCCCCUUCACAAUGCUGAUUUUCUUUGCCAUUGAACAAUUGAAGAAACAUAAAGUCGGUAUGAAGAGGGAAGACUACGAGUGA